Messenger RNA from Rhodotorula graminis WP1, 879 nucleotides. RefSeq lists its product as uncharacterized. The coding region runs from base 1 to 879 and encodes 292 amino acids. The record is from RefSeq and is a predicted model, not a curated record. The transcript is spliced from 4 exons. NCBI's taxonomy places the organism in Eukaryota, Fungi, Basidiomycota, Microbotryomycetes, Sporidiobolales, Sporidiobolaceae.
AUGCGGCACGGCGCCCACCCGAGGCCGGUGGAUCUCGACCUCCCUUCUCGCGCCGGCUCGAGGCGCAGCAGCUCUGAGCACACCUCUCGUCGAGGCCGCAAGACCGACGACUCCCUCCUCACCUCGCCUACCCUCGUCGACACCUGUCCUCGGCCGGCCGUUUCGCGACCUGCCGCCAAGCCGCUCCCGCACCAGCCAUCGCGCUCGCACCCCUCGCCGCCGAGCAGCGCGUUCUCGCCCUCGAGGAGCUACGGCUCGCUCGCGUCGCUGUCGCACGUCCUCGACCGCGACCGCGACCGGCACGUCGCGUCGUCGGCGACCGACGGCAGCCCGGGCGACGAGCGCAGAAGCGCCGCAUCGACGCCCUCGCCAUCGUCCUCGAGCACGAGCGUGAGCCCGACGCCGCGCAGCGGCUCGACGAUCGACCUGCGCGCACUCGCGACGGACUCGUACCGCGCCCUGACGUCGGUGCUGCACCUCUCGGCCUCGUCGCCGUUCACGCCGCCGGUCGGAGCGCCCGUCCUCGCGCCAUGGGCCUCGGUCCGAGCGCUCAGCGUGCGGUUCCGCCCCGGUGCGCCCGAGGACGAGCAGCUCAACGCGUGGGUGCUCGGCCUCGCCGGCCUCGAGGUCGGCGGGGCCCGAUCGUGGGACCCUCGAGCGCUCGGCGCGGCGGUCGACCAGCGGGACGAGGUUUCGGCGGGCGAGGGCGAGCCGGCGGCGAGGUCGAGGGGGCCAUGGCCGAGCGUGAGCACGAGCUGCGGGAGCCCGGCGAGCGUCGAGGUGCGGUACUGGGACGGGCGGACGAGGGAGGUGGACCCGAGCGGGAUGGACCAGGACCAGAUCAUGCGCGCCGUCCUCGUCGGCCCUGCGAGGGCCUGA